AUGCCCGAGACUGCCAUCCCGAGCCGGGCCUGGCAACACCGCUUUGACGGGAAGCCAAUCUCCCCGACCCCCGCCAUCGCCGAACUCGAUAUCGAACGGAAUGAGUUAGCCCACACUUGGAAACGGUUUAUCAGCCUCCUCCUACCCCAGGAUCAGGUUCAAUGGGAGGAGCGACCACAGACGGUACUCGACGUGAAGACCUUACUCGGCAACAUCAAGACAUUCUGGAUGUCUCGUCCCCGACCACGGGUCUUUAGCGACUCCAUGGACCUGUGCGAUCGACUCCUUCCGACGGUGGACACUCACGCGACCCUUCUUUCUACUCUGCCGGACCAUAUGGCCUAUAGCCCCUUAUUCUAUGGAGUCGUCCAGUCAGUGAUUAAGGCGUCGUCACAUUAUCCACGGGUAAUGGAAGGCUUAGCUACUGCCUUGCUAAAUAUUCACGAUGCUCUAGGUCUCCCUAGUGAUCCUAGCCUAAUCUCAAGCGCCGUCCAACAUAUUACGAAAACCUACACUCUAAUAUUCUUCUUUUUGACCGAAUUCAUGGACUGCCAGGAUGUGUACUCCGAAUUUCAUCAUCUGGUCAUCUAUAUACAACUGCAAGCACAGAAUUUUCCAUGGCAACAUGCGGUCAUGGACGUCGACGAUGAAGAGGAGGACCCGUAUAGCCCUCGGGCACUGUGGGAGGAAUCUCGACUCAGCCAAGUAGGACGCCGGGGAAAGGAUCGUCGGAUAGCGGCACAAAAUACCAUCACUCGUCGACUCAUCUGGGAGAUUCAGCAAGACGCAGAGGAGCGUAAUCGGUAUAGGGAGGGUCGGGAUCGGUUGUUGGCAGAGACAUUGAGUUCUGUGCGUGAACAACUACAGCCGGUCAAUGAACAGAGCAGUGGCAUCGUUUGCAUAACCACGCCUCCAGCCCCAAAUAUAGGUAGGAAGGCAUACGCAUUUUACAGCUCGAUCCACCCAUCUAACCCAAUUUUGAUAGACACAUCUUCUUUCGAAUGGUCGAGGGGAUCCAAGCGCCGCCUCGCACGACUUGAGAUUCAAAGCUCAUCCAAGCACCUCCAAGACUUCUUCGAUAGUGAUGAUCAGAUUUGCGACUAUGAAUCCGAUGUCAAGGUCGUCGCCGAGGGUAGUAUCGUUGCAUCUCUACAACAGUGGGCCACCAGUUCGCGAUCUCAGGCCCUAGCCGUGGGCGGGACUCAACCUACCGCUUCCCUCGACCCAGUGGCUCUAAUUUCAGCCUGCUAUGCCUCCUUCGCACGUCAAGCUCGAUUGCCUGUCGUCUCUCAUUUUUGCACCCUUCCUAGCCAGGAGGCCAAAGGGCUGAAUCUACACGAGCAAGGCUUAAUUGCCCUCACCUACAGUAUUAUCCGGCAAUUAAUCAACUGGCUUCCUCCUGUAGUCGACAGCGACGCUGUACUGGAUCUCAGCGCCGAGCGGUUUCGCCAACUAGACGGAACGCUCACCAGCUGGAAAGCCGCUCUAUCGCUAGUCGAUACCCUCUUACAAUCCGCCCCACCAUUGCUGGUUUUUAUAAUCGACGGUCUAGACGCCAUCCACAAUCCGUCUACUGACGGAGCGAUCCGCGAAUUGGUCUGUGUGCUGCUCACCCACACCCGGCGCCAACCCCAAGGCGGUCUCAACGGGCAAGGCCCUACUCUCCUUAUGAAGGUCCUCUUCACCGUUACCGGAAGACCGAGUGCCCUCGUUGAGACGAUGUCUGAACACACACUCAUCCUCAACGAAUCCAACAAAUCCAACCAACCCACGCCGUCCGAAUCGGUCCUCACAUCGGAUCUCGGAGCGGUCAUGAUGAAUGCAUGA
Penicillium expansum is the source of this 1827-nucleotide messenger RNA. RefSeq lists its product as uncharacterized. The record is from RefSeq and is a predicted model, not a curated record. The transcript has 4 exons. Lineage: Eukaryota; Fungi; Ascomycota; Eurotiomycetes; Eurotiales; Aspergillaceae. Bases 1 to 1827 code for a protein of 608 amino acids.